CGGUGUAAGGUCUACAAUUCACCAAGCUUGAAAUUAAACAGGUUUCCCUGGUUGUGUGCCCCGAAGCCGCUAGAGGGCUACAUGUAUAUAUUGGUCUGUAGACGAGACGAUUCGGAUGAGCUUGGUGCAGGAUGGAUAUGAUGGGAUGGUGGAUAAUGGUGGGUGGUGGUGGUACCAUGGUACUUGCAGUGCUUUCGCUACGUUCACAUUCGAAGCCGGUGGAAUUGGCAGUGGUUGGGCGGUUAGGGACCGGUGGGGGGAAAAGGUAUCGUGAAGCACAGGAAGCGCAGGCUCUGCGCGUUGCCGAGCCUCGCCAUUGGCUCCCCACCCUAUAAAAAUUUAGGAUUGCACACAAUGUGCCGAGAGGGAUAUCGAAAGAGGGAGAGAGAGAGAGAGAGAGCAUCAUCUCUGGCUCCGCGAGGAGGGGGCGGAAGCGCUCUAGUCUCAUACAAUUCCUGCGUGCGCGACUAUGCGCGUCUUUGGAAAACAGGGCUCCUGAACACUCUGAACUCGUCGCUGAACGGCUUGAACAUUUCGGUUAAUCUCUGACGUCGCUGUUGAAGGUUGGAAAUGAGCAAUCCAUUGCAGGAUGAUUUGAUUGCUUUUAAUUCCACUGCAGAAGCAAACUCCUCUGAGAUUACCAAAGAAGCUAUAGCGGAAGAAUCUGAUGCACACGCCUCCGAGCCUAACGAGUUAACGCCAUCAUCGACUGAGGUUUCGGUUUGUGAAAUUUGCAAUCGACAGUUCCUGAAGAAAAAAGAUUUACGUUCCCAUUUUUUGGUUCACGUCGGACAACCUCGAGUUGUAUUGAACAGGAUUCCCAACCGAAAACCUGCCAAGAAGCACGUGACUGAUACAUAUCGCCUUGAUCCUGAGAAAAAAGGUUCAUUGAAACUGACACUAAAGAAACAAGGCUCCACGGACUCACUCAAACUGACUCUGAAAAAAUCAUCAAUCUCGCAAGAUUUUGCAGUUGUGAAUACCAAUUUGGAUUCAGAAAAUUAUCAAAGAAACGACGUGGCAGGUUCCGGGACAAAUGAUUCAAAGGAUACAUCCAACACAGAAAAUGAUGCCGAUGAACCUUUUGAAAAUGUGACGAUAAAUCAACAGCAGGCAUUAUUCUUGAUCUGUAAUAUGUUACAAAAAUAUGUCAUUUUACUGCAGAGCUACGAGAAUAAUGAUUAUAAAACUGACGAGCGGACCGAUCCCUUACAAGAUAGAGAUAGACCACCAUUCAUGGAUAUUAAUGAAGGUGAUUCAGGUGUCGGUAGCGAUACUGUCAAUGCGCCUGAACGAGAGGAUCAGGCCAUUGAGGAUCAGCCAUCGAUCGACGGUCUAGACAAUUCUGAGAAGGUUUUACCUGAGAUCGAUGAUCAUGAAGAGUCUGAUGCGAUAGAAGCCACCUGCAGAGAAGCGAUUGAAAAUUUGAAGAAGCUUGGCGAAGACACCAGGACUGUAGAUCCCUUGGCUGAUACUGGUUUGCCAAUAGAAGCGAAUACCGAUGAAACAACUGCGAUGAUUCAACAGCUUACAGAAAACUCAUCAAUUAGCAUUAUUCCUAAAUCUUCCAUAUGUCCUAUUCCAUCCCCAAAACCAAAUUCCGCACAUGAAGUUCAAGGAGAAGCUAACCAGUCUCCAAAAUCAAAUCCUGAUUUUAAUUGGAACGAACUAUCGAGUGAUUUGUCAAAUAGAAAUACGGAAAACACAGAUAAACAGGGAGAGCAAACUGUAGAUCAAGCAGAUCCCCAUACUGGUUCAUUAUUACAAAAUUUUUUAAUGGAACAUCACAGACGUAAUGAAAAUGAAACAUCUUUAUCAAGUAAUUUGCCACCUGGAGAAACUGAAUAUGUAUCACUCGAGAGGUUAGCAGAAACUGUGAGCACCUGUCGUGUCUGUAAUGAAAAAUUUCCAGAUAUAACUCAGCUAGAUGUACACAAAACAAAUGCUGGACACUUUCAGUGCAACAUUCCAGAUUGUGUGAACCUCAUUUUCAAUUCACUAAGGGAAGUUUCUGUACAUAAAGCUCAAGCACACGGAGCGCCAAUAUCUCCAAACUUGAAUCAAUUAUCACCUCAUGUAAAUACAAGUUCACCCCAUGGGGGUAGUUUAGGAUCAACACAUUCUUCAAACUCACCGCAAUUAAGCAGGACAUCCCCAUUAAGAUCGCCUCAUCAAACUGGUACUCCACCUUUUAUUUCUGGUAAUAAAAACCAAAGGCUCAGUCCGCCAGUGAAUUUUGAUCAAUUACCGGCACCUGUGCAACAACUUGCUCAACAAGUGCAACGUAUGCCUCUACCUCAACCCCAAUUACCUCCGUCUCUGCCUCCAGGUGUCAAUACCCUAAUUCCUGGUCCUCAUUAUUAUCAGUCACGCGGAGGACGUCCUCCGAUGUAUAACAUGCCUGGACCUCCUCAACAGAUGCAUUUUCCUCCACAUUUAUCCCAUUUAUAUCCACCAUACAAUACGGCAGCUUAUCAACAUAUGUCUGGUGCUCCACCGCUCAUGUCACAAAUGCCCCAUCAAAUGUCGCGUGGCAGAUAUCCAGCUCCUCAUAAUCUCAGAGCGCCAAGGAUACCUUCACAGGCUGGACCUGUACCCAGACAAAGACUGAAACGGUCGGCCCAACUAGUGGCCCCACCACAACACCAACAAAUGCAUGCAGCAUCUAAACAAAGACGAAUGGAUGUAUUGGUACCUGAUAGAAAUGAAGAUGCUGAUUGUCACAUAAUCGCACAACAAAAGAGAAAUGACGGAUUACCUGUUAUACAAAGUGUCCAAGGAGCAGUUCAACCAUCUGUACGAAAUGAUUCGACCAUACAUUUAACAGAUUCCAUUACAUUGAGUGUCCGACAGCCAGCACAAACGGGGAAUUCCUCCAGCCCCACGGGUAAGAAAUCUGAUGCAAAAGCUGUUGCAAAUGUACUGGCUGCUCGGGGAAUCACCGUUACGCCUGCUGCAAGUAAAAACAAGAGCAGUGAACAAGGUAAACAACUUCCUCAACCACAAUUGAGAGCACCACCUUCGCCAUCCCAGGAAGUAAACGUGACAUCGUUGAAUUUAAAUUCAGCAAUAUCCAUCAUUCCUGCAACUUCUCAAAGAAAACAACAGGAACAGCAAGGACAAUUUGCAGUACCACAAACCAGGCCAAGCAAACAAUUAACCAGUGAUGUCGAUCGACCACCCAGGCCUCCCACAGUUGAUCUCACGCAAGACACACCCCAACCUUUGCAUCACAUGACACGACGAGGCAGACCAUCAAAAGCUAUGCUGACUUGUCAAGUAUGUGACAAAAUUUUUCAAAAUCAAGAAAUGCUGACACAACACAUGGCGACGCAUCAGACACCUAGUAAACUGCUUCACAAGUGUCAUCAGUGUCCAGCCCAGUAUCCGACAGCACAGGCAUUAGCCCAACAUAUACAAACUUACCAUAAAGAAACAGAAACAAUGUUACAGAAUGGUGGGGCAGAGCUAGCACUACCGGUUGUAGAUUUGAAAUCGCAUCAAGUUCUGAAUCGUCUUUCAAGUCUUGGUAUUCAAAGUUACAUUCCUCUGUCUCAACUUAGUGCCCAAACUGGUGGCUAUUUUGGACUACCUAUAGUAACGAGAGAUGGUGUACGUAACUCCAGUAUUUGUAAUUUAGCUGCCCUUGGUGCGAAUUCUGUUUUAAGUUUAGGACCUCUCAAGUACUUGCCGCCCAGGUAACCAUUUACGAAUACAUAGUUUGUGCUUGAAUUAUUCAUAAUGCCUUACAAGAUUAAAUGUGAAAAAGCUCCCUACGACAUAUUAUAAUUCUAGAGCAAGUGAGCGAAGAUUGACAGCCAGAAGGAAACAAUGAAAUUAUAGGAAAGAUUAGAGACUUAUAGGAAUUGAAAAAAAAAAGAUUACAAAAAACAGGAAAGUCGAAGAGAAAUCAUCAGUCAUUUCAAUGAUUAAUUUCUGUAAACUGAUUAAUAUCUAACAGAAUAG
Messenger RNA from Neodiprion virginianus, 3966 nucleotides. RefSeq lists its product as uncharacterized. Gene Ontology annotation, molecular function: DNA-binding transcription activator activity, RNA polymerase II-specific; RNA polymerase II cis-regulatory region sequence-specific DNA binding. Bases 571 to 3702 code for a protein of 1043 amino acids. Lineage: Eukaryota; Metazoa; Arthropoda; Insecta; Hymenoptera; Diprionidae. The transcript is spliced from 10 exons. The record is from RefSeq and is a predicted model, not a curated record. Gene Ontology annotation, cellular component: nucleus. Gene Ontology annotation, biological process: regulation of transcription by RNA polymerase II.